AUGAAAGCAAUAAGACCACGUAAAAGGAUGAAGAUUUCCAUAUCGACCGAGAACUCUGCACAGACUAUGGGCGAAGAAUAUUUACUCUCAGGCUUAAAAAAGAAUAACUUACCCAAAAAGGAAUUGAAGAAGAUUUUGAAAAAUAUCGCAUGGAAACGAGAGACAGAGGAGCAAAUGAAAAAAUUGGAAACAGAUCUAAAGCUCUAUAUCCAUCGAGCAAUUGAUCAAGAAAUUAAGAAGAUGAAGAAAUGAUGCAUCGAGAACUCAGAGAAGAACAAAGAUAGGAGAUUUGGUGCAGAUUAUAUAACUGGGGAUUAUUAUAUUGAAGAGGAGACCCAGGAUUAUUUAGUCUCUGAAGACGUUGACUAUCUAUUGGAGGGAGAAGAAGAAAGGAGAUUUGGUGCAGAUUAUAUAACUGGGGAUUAUUAUAUUGAAGAAGAGACCCAGGAUUACUUAAUCUCAGAAGACGUUGACUAUCAAAUGGAGGGAGAAGAAGAAAGGAGAUUUGGUGCAAAUUAUAUAACUGGGGAUUGUUAUAUUGAAGAGGAGGCUCAGGAUUACUUAAUCUCAGAAGACGUUGACUAUCAAUUGGAGGGAGAAGAAGAUAGAUCUGAAAUCUGAUACGAUUCUCAAAAUAGUUAUGAUUAUGAAGUAGGGAAUAAAUCCAGUGCAAGCGAAGUGGAAGACGGAAGAUUGGGCUUUAUGAAAAACUAA
Blepharisma stoltei is the source of this 714-nucleotide messenger RNA. The record is from the annotation of a GenBank genome assembly. NCBI's taxonomy places the organism in Eukaryota, Ciliophora, Heterotrichea, Heterotrichida, Blepharismidae.